Plasmodium knowlesi strain H is the source of this 4290-nucleotide messenger RNA. Its product is annotated as conserved Plasmodium protein, unknown function. The coding region runs from base 1 to 4290 and encodes 1429 amino acids. The transcript has 2 exons. The record is from RefSeq and is a predicted model, not a curated record. Lineage: Eukaryota; Apicomplexa; Aconoidasida; Haemosporida; Plasmodiidae.
AUGUGGGCGCUCAUUGUAUUUUCCCUGCACGCCGUCUUCCUGCUCGGAAAAUCGGAAGACCUACCGUCCAAAGUGCCAGACAAGCUCCUAAACAAAAGUUUGAUAGACAUCCUAAAUUACAACUUCAACGUUAAUGAUGUUAUGGGUAUGUUCGAGAAGAUAUUCAAAAACAGUGUCGACGAUUUCAAGAUUGAGGAGGAGAAUAACGAGAUGAAGAAUCUGCAGUUCAAGAAGUACAACUUCGACAAACAGAAUUAUAAUUUUAUGUAUUCCUCUUUUAAGGAUUACUGCUUAAACGAAGUGGCAAACAUCGAAAAUUGCCAAAAGUACGCUAACAAGGAUUACAUAGAGAACGUCUUCAAAGAUAUCGACAGCAAAUUUUACGGCCGAUUUCACAAAGAAAUAAAUCAAUUGAAAUACUACAUUUUCGAAAUAGGGAAGUUGCUAAAAAGGAGAGACGAGCUGAACAAGGAAAUUAAUGGGACAUUUGAAGGAAUUAAAAGUACGAAAGAAUGGGUUAAAAAAACAAUGACGACUAAGGCGGGCACGGUAUUGCCCCUUAUUCGAUAUUUUGAAGAUAUGUCUUACAACUUAAAGCAUACAAACAAAAGCUUGAGUUACUACGACAUGAUGGUACAAUACGGAAACGAAUUAAAUGUCAUCAUAAAGAAUGCACUAGUGGAGUACGUAUACAUGUACAGACAAACCAAAACGUACCAAAAGAAAAUCGAAAAGUAUAUGGAAAGAAAUGCUAGGAUCCUUUCCAAAAUGCACAAGAAAAUUAUUCUGAGCAUUUUUUAUAUGAUUUCUGAUAUGAACAGAACAAAUGAAAAAAUCGAUCACUUGAUAAAUAAAAAGGUCAGCGAAUUUAACGAAUGGGUCAAUCAUGAAAAUGAAGAAUAUGUAAGAAAAUUAAAGAAGCGUAAAUCCAACAUUGAAUUCAAUUUAGAUGAUAUUAAUGAACAUAUGGACCUAUCCAAGGAGGAACUUGAGAAGGAUAAAAUUGCCUUUAUAAAUCUGAGCAAAUAUGUAACCUUCCAAAACCCCACCAAAACGAUAAGAUCCAUCAUGCAUUUGCUCAACAAUAAAUAUUCGAAGGAUGUAAAUGUGAUUUUUCUUUACAAUGAGGAAUACAUUGAUUUUUCAAUAGACAAGAUGAUAGAAGUCCCUGAGCCCUGCAAAAUUAACAUUGACUCCAACUCGACGGAUAACUAUAACAUUGUCCAUUUGGACUUUAUGGAAACUUCCAAGUAUGAACAAAUGCUCAACACCACGAACUUUAAACCAAAUGAUUUUAAUCAUAUAGACAAGCAGAAAAUCGAUAACAUUAUUGAUGAAAUAUUUCUCCAAGACAAGAAACUUGACAGCGAGUAUUGGAUUAAGGAGAAGGUAUAUGAGGACGUUAAGAGUAAAAUUCCUUCUACCGAUCCGAAUAAUGAAAUACAGGUAUACACGGACGAAAUGGAGAAAAGCAUCAACACGACUGAAGAUUAUUACGUUUUCAAACCCACCAUUAAAAGGUAUAUUUCUAGCGUUCGUAAUCUUUUUAAGAACCCCAUUUUUUACUUCAACAAGUAUAUUUAUUCCUUCGAGAAGAAUUUCGACUCGGCUGCCAGUGGAACGAUGGGUCCGGUCGUCAGCAUCCAGAUUAAGGGCGCAGAAGAUGAGAUGAAGGGGGAGCAGCCACGAACGGAGCAACAUCAAAAGGGGCAAUCACAAUCCGAGCAAUCACAAUCCGAGCAAUCACAAUCCGAGCAAUCACAAACGGAAAAACAACAGACGGAGGAACAACAACAGCAGGAACAGCAGAAGGAGAAACAAGAGGAGGAGUGUGAAGGAAAGCCGCCCAGUGGAGAAGUCACGGCGAGCGAAGAACCCGCAGAAAAUAAAGAAAUGGAAGUUACCAGUUCUGAUGAACCCAAGGGAGAAGAAAAGGAGACAGUAGUAGGUCCAUCCCCUGUUGCAGAAACAGAGGGGAUUGCAGCCACUCCCCUUGGUGAAAAAACAGAAGGCGUAGCCGCCAUAUCCCCGGUUGAUGACAUAAAGAUAACGAAGCACGACGUGUGGAAUGGGGACGAAGAGGGGACGCACACUGCUGUGGAAGACGGCCCAUUCAGUGAGCUAGAAAAGGAGCUAGAAAGCGAUAUAGACACUGAAUUAGACGCGGAACUCGAAACGGAGUUGGCCAAUGCCGAAUUAGAAGUAAACGUAGAAACAGAACCCGAAAGUGAGAUAGAACCUAUGUUUGGAAGCAACGUAGGAACAAUGCCUUGGGGGGAACUAGGAAAGGAAGAUGACUUUACGAAUGAAAUGGAGGCAAUGUUGGUAAAUAAAGAGAAUGAUAAGGGUGAGGUGAGGGAUGAAAAAAAUGUAGAGGAAGGAAGUUUGGAAUAUGCUGGUGGGCUCAAAAGUGAGCCCCAUCAUACGGAUGAACAAGGAAAUGAAAUUGAAGUGCAAAAGGAGAACGAAGGUGAAAGGGAGCAAAAGGAGGGUUUCUAUGGUAUGGAUGAUAAGUUCAUUCAGGUUGAAAUGGAGAGAAGCGGUGUUGUAGAAGGUGGAAACCAGAAGGGAGAAGGUGAAGAGGUGACGGAGGAAGUGAAGGGUGAAGAUAACAACGAUGAUGACGACGUUGGCAAUGAUUAUGACGAUAAUGAUUAUGAAUAUGACGACAACGAAGAUAAGGAGAAAGAUGAAGAGGAACAUAAAGAGGACGGAGAAGAAAGUCCCAAGGAGGAUGACGUAAUGAAGCAUAAGAAACGCAGAAAGGCGAAAAGGAAGAAGGAAAAUAAGGAGGAAAGUGCUGGGGAUGAUGAGGAGGAAGAAGAAAGUGAACAGGAAGACGAGGAAAAUGAUGAAGGAGGAGAAUACGAGGAAAACUAUGACGAUGAACGUGAUGACACCUAUGGAAACAAAAGUUCAGGAAAAUAUGAUGAUCUAAUUAACGAAAAAAAUAAACACAAUUUGUCAAUUUUCCGCAGCGCCAGUAUGAAGUAUCUCUGGAGAAUACCAAUUAUUAAUAGUCUCUAUAACAAGUGUAGUGAAUGUAAAAAGGACUUUGUGGGGAAAGAGGAUGUGGAAGUAAUUGACGUUUACGAAAUAGGGGAAGAAGAGUUGGAAGAAAUAUACAAUGAUUUUCAAAAUUUAAGUUAUGAAGAUUCUCUAAAAAGGGUUAAGGAAAAGUUUUUUUAUGCCGUGCCAGACAUGGAAUAUCUGUCAAAAGCUUUGAAAAUACACAACAAAAAUAAGGAAGGAAAUAAGGAGAGGAAUUUCUUUUAUGAUGCCAUGUAUGGGAAUGACUACUUGAUUAUCAAAUCAAAAGGUGUCAAUGUGGAGACAUUCAUUUAUCCCUAUUUUGAGACGUUGAAUUUACAGCUGAGUGAGAUAAAGACCUGCACAAUGGAGGAUUACUACGGUUGCAUGAAGGAAUACAUCCGAAGCCAAUUGAAGAAGGGGACCCAAGAGGAGCAUAAGGCGGUUGACAAUGCGGAUGGGAAAACAGGCGGAAAGCCGAGCGACAUGCUAAGCCACAAGUCGAAUGAAAAAAUUUUGUUCGUGUAUUUGGGGACCUUCAAAGACGAAGUGUUCAAAUUGCCCAAGUCCCAAAUCGCAGACGAUCUAAAGAGCGCCCACUUGAAGCAGUUCUUGGACAACCCCAAGGAUUACCACUUUUUUAACAACUUCCUAAUCAAAAAAUAUGAAGAGGAGUACUAUUUCUUCCAAAAGUUGAAGGUGUACACGGUGUACCAUUCCAAAUAUAAAAACUCAAUUAUGUACGGAAUUGACUUCAAUUUUUAUGUUUCCUACUUUUCCAAAGAGGAGAUACAAUAUUUACCCUUGUCGUACUACCAUGAUUCCAUCAUAUAUUUCAAGGUUGUACUGGCCACGUCCAAGUAUGGGUACCGCGAAAUUGUCCCUAUUGAUGAUGAAAUUAUAAAGUUUGGAUUAAUGCUUUCGUUAGAUAAUAAAAAUAAGAAUGUGCAUUAUUUAAUUCAAUCGGAAGUUACGAAUGACACAAAUUAUGACUUACUGAAGAAAAAAACGGGGGUCGUCAAAAUUUAUGAAGUGUCCUAUGAAAAUCUUAAAAUGCAACUGGUAAAUAAAAAUUACAAAGUUCAAGUAACAAAAACGAUGAAAAUUAUUCUGCAGAAGGAAGUUACCUUUAACAAUAAUAAAAAGAGAACACAUGAUUACAUUGACACCUUCUAUGACAAGAUGAAUAAAAUUAUGAAAAAUAAUAUGAACCUAGAAUUGUUCCGUAAAACGUUUUAUGUUCAUUUACAUAAAACGUGA